This is a messenger RNA of Trichoderma aggressivum f. europaeum, 1653 nucleotides long. RefSeq lists its product as uncharacterized. The record is from RefSeq and is a predicted model, not a curated record. Lineage: Eukaryota; Fungi; Ascomycota; Sordariomycetes; Hypocreales; Hypocreaceae. The transcript has 7 exons. The coding region runs from base 1 to 1653 and encodes 550 amino acids. Gene Ontology annotation, biological process: rRNA processing. Gene Ontology annotation, cellular component: ribonucleoprotein complex; nucleus; cytoplasm. Gene Ontology annotation, molecular function: RNA binding; RNA helicase activity; ATP binding.
AUGUCUGGCUACGGCGGCGGUCGAUCCAACGGCGGCGGCUACGGAGGCGGCGGUGGUGGUUACGGUCGUGAUCGUGGUGAUCGCGGUGAUCGUGGCGGCGACCGCAACGGCUUCGGAGGCGGUGGCUACGGCGGAGGUCGUGGCGGAUUCGGUAACGGUCACGGCGGUGGCUACGGCGGUGGUGGUGGUGGUGGUGGUUAUGGAGGCGGCGGCGGUGACCGAAUGGGCCACCUCGGCGCUGGUCUGCAGAAGCAAGAUUGGGAUCUCUCCACCCUUCCCAAGUUUGAAAAGGACUUUUACAAGGAGGAUCCUGAUGUCAGCGCCCGCUCCCCUGCCGAAGUCGACGAAUUCCGUCGCAAACACCAGAUGACCAUUGCUGGUCGUGAGGUCCCCAAGCCCGUCGAGACAUUCGACGAGGCCGGUUUCCCUCGCUACGUCAUGGACGAAGUCAAGGCUCAGGGCUUCCCUGCCCCUACCGCCAUUCAAUCCCAAGGUUGGCCCAUGGCGCUCUCUGGACGUGACGUCGUUGGUAUUGCCGAGACGGGUUCUGGAAAGACUCUUACCUACUGUCUGCCCGCCAUCGUUCACAUCAACGCACAGCCCCUGCUCGCCCCUGGCGACGGCCCCAUCGUCCUGAUCCUUGCCCCCACUCGUGAGCUUGCCGUCCAGAUCCAGCAGGAAAUCUCCAAGUUUGGUCGCUCGUCGCGCAUCCGCAACACCUGUGUCUAUGGCGGUGUCCCCAAGGGCCCUCAGAUCCGUGACCUCUCCCGAGGUGUCGAGGUCUGCAUUGCCACCCCCGGUCGUCUCAUCGACAUGCUCGAGGCCGGCAAGACCAACCUGCGCCGUGUGACUUACUUGGUCCUCGACGAGGCUGAUCGCAUGCUGGACAUGGGUUUCGAGCCCCAGAUUCGCAAGAUCAUCGAGCAGAUCCGACCUGACCGACAGACUCUCAUGUGGUCUGCCACCUGGCCCAAGGAAGUCCGCGCCCUUGCCUCCGACUUUUUGCAAGACUUUAUCCAGGUCAACAUUGGUUCCAUGGAGCUGGCCGCCAACCACAGAAUCACCCAGGUUGUGGAGGUUGUCACCGAGAUGGAGAAGCGUGACCGCAUGAUCAAGCACCUCGAGAAGGUCAUGGAGAACAAGGAGAACAAAAUCCUCAUCUUUGUUGGCACCAAGCGUAUCGCAGACGAAAUUACCCGGUUCCUCCGCCAGGACGGCUGGCCCGCUCUCUCAAUCCACGGAGACAAGCAGCAAAACGAGCGAGACUGGGUCCUUGACCAGUUCAAGACCGGAAAGAGCCCUAUCAUGGUUGCUACCGACGUGGCGUCCCGUGGUAUCGAUGUUCGCAACAUCACCCAUGUGUUGAACUACGAUUACCCUAACAACUCGGAGGACUACAUCCACCGUAUUGGCCGUACCGGCCGUGCUGGCCAGCACGGAACCGCCAUUACGCUGUUCACCACUGACAACCAGAAGCAGGCCCGUGAUCUUGUCAAUGUCCUCCAGGAGGCCAAGCAGCAGAUCGACCCUCGCCUUGCUGAGAUGGUUCGCUACGGUGGCGGCGGCGGCGGUCGCGGCUACGGCGGUUACCGUGGCCGUGGCGGCGGCAGAGCCAACUCCAACAACCUUCCGCUCGGCAACCGACGAUGGUAA